Messenger RNA from Mycena indigotica, 249 nucleotides. Its product is annotated as MFS general substrate transporter. The record is from RefSeq and is a predicted model, not a curated record. The coding region runs from base 1 to 249 and encodes 82 amino acids. Gene Ontology annotation, molecular function: transmembrane transporter activity. NCBI's taxonomy places the organism in Eukaryota, Fungi, Basidiomycota, Agaricomycetes, Agaricales, Mycenaceae. The transcript is spliced from 2 exons.
AUGGGCAUCUUCUUCGCCGUUGUUGCCCUCGGUGGGCUCGUUGCGCCGCCAAUCAGCGGCGCGCUCCUGACGGACGGCUACCGCUGGUGGCGCGCUGCGGUCUUCAGCGGUGUCAUGGCACUUGCUGGCGCAUGCGUCUUCGUGCUCCUCGUGUUUGCUGUUCGCAGAGAUGCACGGAGGACGCUGGACACGGACACGGACACGGCCGCGGGGAGGGGGGACAAGGCCCGCGGAGCAAGGCCUAGGUAA